Messenger RNA from Emiliania huxleyi CCMP1516, 663 nucleotides. RefSeq lists its product as hypothetical. The transcript is spliced from 2 exons. Bases 1 to 663 code for a protein of 220 amino acids. The record is from RefSeq and is a predicted model, not a curated record. NCBI's taxonomy places the organism in Eukaryota, Haptophyta, Isochrysidales, Noelaerhabdaceae.
AUGUACAUGUUGCGUCAGGAGGAGGCCGAGGUGCCCGACGUGGACGCUACUGUCGCCAUACGAGGAGCCGCAGGCGUCACCGCGCUCCUCCUCCUGCACCUCGCCAGCCGCCAUCGGCGCUGCUUCUGGGUCGCCGCCGCCGCACUCGUGGCGACCGCUCUAUCCCGCCUCACCGUGAUCCACCGCCGAUCGCCUCGCAUCGUCCUCGCCGAGAAUUACGCAAUAAACAUGAAUACCACGCAGCAGUCCGUGCACGGUGCCGCCAUCGUCGCUGCGAUCCUACUAUGCGGUCUCCUCUGCCGCCGCAUCGCAUCAAACGCCGCCGGCCGGGCGGCUCUGACGCUCGGCGUGGUGUGCGCCAUCGGCGUCUGGUUGGCGCAGGAGCCGGUGGCGGAGCUGAUCGCGGCCCGACCCGACGCGCCGCCGGCCGCCGACGCGAGUAGCGGCGUGCUGAGCCGCGUCGUUGCACGGCUGGUCGCGCUGCCGGAGAUCGAACUCGAGACGGCGCUCGAGUCGGCGAUCGGCCACAUCCGCUCCUCCGCCGCGGCGCUGGCCGCGGCCUCCCCCGCCUCUGGCGUGCUCUCGGCCUCCCGGGACGAGGCGGAGCAGGAGGAGGAGGAGGUGGAGCACGAUGAGCUGCGGCGCCGGAGGCGGAGCUUGUAG